Molecule: messenger RNA, 2850 nt
Organism: Magallana angulata
Lineage: Eukaryota; Metazoa; Mollusca; Bivalvia; Ostreida; Ostreidae
Product: L-sorbose 1-dehydrogenase-like
Exons: 13
Coding region: 479-2404 (641 amino acids)
Molecular function (GO): oxidoreductase activity, acting on CH-OH group of donors; flavin adenine dinucleotide binding
Source: RefSeq, a predicted model, not a curated record
UACAGCUGUCUAUGCUGUAUGAUGGGUGAAGUUUAAGGCAGAUCAUCACCGAACACAUACAUAGGAGCUGCCAGGAGUCAAUGCAGGAAACAUUACCUGUAAAUGCAGUUAUUGAUGACCAGGCGCGCGUGAGUGGGUUUCCUACCUGGUGUUUGAUUAGAUUUCCUGGGAGAGCUUCAUAGAUUACCACCACCCCCUAAACAUUAGGCUGUCUUUGAGCGAUAACAGCCUGUGGGUGAGCCGGCGGUCAGAUCCUCCUCUCAUUGCUGACCAACACGUUCUACGAUGUGUAGGAUUAUUUUUUCGUAAAAAUGAAAGUAUGUGAAAUGUGAUUACAUUUCAUUGGAAAUGAAAACUGGAGAAGUGGGGUAUGACUUUUCUGUGAAAAAUGCACGGCGGUUUUUAACUGUUAAUGGGGGUAUAAACUUUCGGCUUCACUGACCCCCCAGUCCCUGGUUUCGCUGACCCCCGUUUUGCGAUGAGUGACCGCUCGUACGUACUUAUCAUAGAGUGGGACGACACAAGCUGGCGAUGGCGAGUGCACGAGAGGAGACACAUUGGGAUCAGACGGCUCUUCACCCGACGCUCCCUUGUUUGGUGGUUAGGCCUGGGACUAUUUUCUGCACUGCUCACGUUUUUGUACAUCAACGGCUCCAAGUCUCUGGCGGCACUGCCCGACAAAAUCAACACCACCUAUGAUUUCGUUAUAGUUGGAGGCGGUACAUCGGGCUCGGUAUUGGCCAAUCGUCUGUCUGAGUCCCCGGAUGUGACCGUCCUACUACUGGAGGCGGGAGGUCUGGACUCUGAUCCAGAUAUCCAGAUCCCACUCCUAUCCUCACUGGAACGGAAGUUGGAACAUACGUGGAAAUUUACGACGACCCCGCAGGAGCACGCCUUUAAAUCUUUGGAUGGAAAGAGGGGUCGCUUGAACACAGGGCGAGUGUUGGGUGGGCGGAGUACCGUCAGCAGUAUGGUGUACCUCCGCGGGAGCAGCAAGAACUACAACCUGUGGGAGAGGCUGGGUGCCGCAGGGUGGGGAUUCAGGGACGUCGUCCCGUACUUCCACAAACUAGAAAACUUUCGAAUAGAAGAAUUCCAAACUUCAGCAUAUCAUUCCACAAAAGGCCCUGUAAUGGUCAGCGACGGAUCUCAGACACACCCUCUACUUCACGACAUCUACCAGAAAGCCUCAGCGACCCUGGGGCUGAAGUCCACUGACUGUAACGGCAAAGACUACGUAGGUUUCUGCUCUAACCCUAUAAUGUCUGAUCGAUCACGGAGGGUUAGCACCUCCAGUGCGUACCUACUUCCGGUUCUGGACCGGAAAAACCUGCACAUCGCCCCCUACAGUCAUGUUACAAAAGUGUUGAUUUCUAGCGGUAAGGCCGUGGGGGUGGAGUAUCUCCAGAAUGGACGGCGGGAGGUGGUGGGGGCCAGUAAGGAGGUCAUUCUGUCAGCGGGGCCCAUCCACUCCCCCCACAUACUGAUGCUGUCAGGGGUGGGGCCCAGGAACCACCUACAGGAUCACAAGAUUCAGGUACAUGCUGAUCUCCCAGUUGGCAGCUUCAUCCAAGAUCACAUGAUAUUACCAAUAAGAGGCUCCAUCAACGAGACUCUGACCUUGACCUACCCAAGGUCAACCAGCGUCCUGGCUAAACUUAGAUACAACUUAUUGGGGGGAGGUCCUUUAUCAUCCAAUGGAGCCAUCGUAGGCCAUUCAUUGGUUGAAACAAAACUGAACAAAAGCAGUGAAGCGGACACGAUGAUUAGUUUCCUAGCAACUAUACCGGAACUCUGGUCAGCAAUGGAUUAUGGGUAUGACGGAAAUACUAAAAAAGAGCUACUUCCUGUCAGAAACGGGAGACCAAACUCCACUGAGGGAGUUACCUUCCUUGUUCAGCCCCUGAACAUCAAGAGUAGCGGAACUUUGCGAAUACGCAGCACCAAUCCUUUCGAUCCCCCGGAUGUAGAUCCGAGGUACCUCGAACACGCCGAUGACGUCACAAAUGUAAUUCAAGGUGUAAAAUAUUACUUUAAACUAAUGAAGACUAGAGCAUUUGCUCGCGUCCAAGCGAGACCACCAUUCUUACCUUUUAGCAAGUGUUCGAAUCACAAACUGAAUUCGGACAGUUAUCUAGAGUGCUUGGUGCGCCAUCUAGCUGUGCCGGGAAGUAAUCUGAUUGGCGGGUGUAAGAUGGGAUCAAUGAAAGACAAUUCAAGUGUGGUGGAUCUCAAACUUCGUGUGAAGGGUGUGGAGAGACUUAGAGUGGUCGACUCCUCGGUGAUGCCGACAUUAGUCUCACCCGACCUUAUAGCGCCAUCUAUAAUGUUGGCGGAAAAAGCAGCAGACAUUAUAAAAAGUGGUCAAGUAUCCAAGAAGAAAAUUACAAAGAAAACUAGAUAGCAACGAUGACGUAUAGGAUCUUCAAUUAACAUACAAAUGUGUUCUUUAAAUUAUAAAAACUAAUUCCGAAAUGCAUGCAUGUAUUAAUUUUUUCCACGUACAUGUAGGUGUAAUGCUUUUUGAACAGCGCAAAGAGGGGACAUUUUAUCAUCCUUAUAUCCUAAAUGUAUAUGUCAUUUCAAGAUACUUGACAAAGAUAUUUCGAUACUUUUUUUGUUAAAAAUAGAUAUUAAAACGAUUCAUCGCUGUUUCCUAGAUUUGUCGAUUGAUCUAUAGUGGGUUUUUUUGUACUAAAAGAUUUACAAUAAUAUUAUGUAUACUUGAGUGUUGAUUAUUUUAUAUAUGGCUUACACACAUAUAUAUAAUCAUACCAUGGUGUUUGCAGAAGCUAGGAUACAUUGUGUAAAUCUAUUAUUUAUCAUAUGUUUAAUAAAUAUUAUAUUGAU